GAGGAUUCUGGGAGUUUGAACCAAUCACAUUACUCUCUGUCAGAGAGGGUGGAGCCUUACAAAGAAACAAGAAGUAGCACCUUCUCUGUCAGAACCAGAACAUCAUUUAGACGGAGAUCCGUGUUGGACCUCAGCAGUACUUUGAGUAGGACAGCAGGAUGGAGGGAGUGAGUGAAGAUGACCUCUGCUGGCUGCAGCUGGAUGACUUCAGGAUGCUGCUGAUAAAAACCAUUGACCCGUCCAGAAUCACUCCUUACCUCCGCCAGUGUCAGGUGAUCAGUGCUGAGGAUGAGGAGCAGCUCUUUAAUGACCCCACCCUGGUCAUCCGGAGGAGAAAAGUUGGAGCUCUUCUGGACAUGCUGCAGAGGACGGGUGUGAAAGGUUACACCGCCUUCCUGGAGAGUCUGGAGCUGGAUUAUCCUCAGCUGUACAGCCGGAUCACAGGGAAGGAGCCCAACAAGACCUUCAGCAUCCUCAUCGACACCGCAGGAGAAUCAGGUUUGACCCAGUUCUUGAUGUCCGAGCUGAGCCGACUGCAGAGGGUGCUGCAGGAUGAGAGAAGGAGACGCCAGCAGGCAUGCUCUGUUGCUAAGGAACAGGAGGCGUGGUCUCGCCAGCAGAAGCUGAAGGACCGCGAGCUGAAGAAGUUGACUGAGCGCGUGCAGAAGCUACGGGAGGAGCGCGAGCAGCUGAAUGAGGAACUGAAGCAACUACGAGACCACAACUACAGUCUGAUGGCUGACAUCAACACUCUGAACCAGGAGAAGAGCAACGCCCUGUUGGCUAACAGGGACCUGCAGAUCGAGGUGGAGCGCCUGAAGCACACGGUCCUGCGAGCUGAGAGUGAGACCCGACUGCUGAGACGGCGGACGAUGAGGCCACUGCAGCAGAGCAGAAACCUGACUAUGCCCUCCGACGCCUUCCUUCAGUCCAACAUCCAGGAGGAGUCAAAGGAGGAGCAGAAGGAGAGACCGACACAGGAGAAGCAGGAGGAGGUGCAGGAGGACAAAAAGGCAGAAAAGAGGGAGGAAAACCUGAAGGAGGGCCAGCUGCGGCACAUCUGUCGAACUUCUCCACAGAUGAACCUCCUCACAACAGUGUUCAGACUGAGAAGGGAACUCCACAAAGCUGAGGAGCAGAGAGCCAAGAGCGUGGAGGAGAAGGAGGAGCUGACACUGCGCUCCGCUCAGCUGAAAGGAGACGCCAAGAUGUACCGCCAGCAAAACAAACAAAUGGUGCGGCAGCUGGAGGAGGUGAUCAGAGAGAGGGACAAGGCUCUGUUGUCACAGGCGCAGCAGCAGGAGGAGGUCCGACUGCACCUUCAGGAGAAGGACCAGUUCAGGAAGCAUGUCAGGCAGCUCACCGAGAAGUCGGACAAGCUGGAGCUCCUCCUCCUGAGGUCACAAGGAGAGGAGCUCCAGCUGAGGACACGCCUCCGCAAGAUGACCUUCAAUUCUCAACAGUUUGAGAGGAAUGUGAGCAGCGAGGAAGAGGAGGAGCCCAAUGAGAGGACAACUAAAGGCAGCAGUGAGGAGGUUCGCAGCGGGAUGUCAGGGGAGAAUGAAGAGGUGGCAGCUCAGCUGCAGGAGCACAGUUCUCCUGUAGGAGGCCCUAGAGAGUCGGAGCAUAGCCCUAGCAAUGCUGCAUCAUGGGAUGAGCAGACUGACGGAUUUCUCUCCCCUUUAAGUCGUCCCCACUUUUUCUACCGCAGGAAACGAGCCCUGAGGUCAAAGUUUAUCAGUGGAGAGUCCGCAACCUGUAACCUGGAGGACAGCACUGGCAGUGAAAUCACCGAAUCAGACUGAGGUUCCGCUAAAGGGAACUGGAGCUCCAGUAGUCAACCUCCCAGCAUUCCUUGCUCUGGUACUGAUUUGUGGUACAUUGCCUUGCAAAAGUAUUCACCCCCUUGGCUUUUUACUUAUUUUGUUCCAUUCCAACCUCUAAUGUAAAUGCUUUCAAAUCCUAUUUUAUGUAAUGGAUCGGCUCUAAAUACUCCAUGUUAGUGAAGUGGAAAAAUAUAAAUAAGAAAAUGAAUAAAACUAAAUUGUCAUGUGCAUAUGUAUCCACCCCCUGUGCUAUGUUAUGCUAAGUCCUUAAAAUUCUGCUGCAACCAGUUACCUUCAGAAGUCACAUAAUUAGUGAAAUGAAGUCCACCCGUGUGGAGGCUGCAGCACCACUAAGCAGGAGGCAUCACACCAUGAAGACCAAGGAGCUCCAAGCAAAUCAGGAACAAAGUUGUUGAGAAGAAUAAGUCAGGGUGGGGUUAUAAAAAUAUUCACAUCUUGGAUGUUCUCAUGGAGCUCCAUCACAUCCAUCAUCUUCAGAAGGAAAGCACGUGGUACCACAACAACCCUGCCAAAAGAGAGCUUCCCACCAGAACUCACAGACCGGGCAAGGAGGUCAUUCAUCAGAGAGGCAGCACAGGGACUUAAGGUCACCCUGGAGGAGCUGCAGAGUUCCACAGCAGAGACUGGAGUAUCCAUCCUUAGGACCACAAUAAGGCUCCACGGAGCUGAGCUUGAUGGAAGAGUGGCCAGAAAAAAGCCAUUACUUAUUAUUAAUAAAAAGUUCUGAGUUUGCCAAAAGGCACGUGGGCAACUCCCCAGAUGUAUGAAAGAUGGAGCUCUGGUCAGAUGAGACUAAAAUUUAAUUUUCUGCCACCAAGGAAAACACAUCCCAUAACCCCCAGAAACAUAGCCCUGCAGUGAAACAUGGUGGUGGCAGCCUCAUGCUGUGUGUGUGUGUGUGUGUGUGUAUGUGUGUGUGUGUGUGUGUGUGUGUGUGUUCGGAGGGGCACCAUCAGCAGGGACAGAAGCAAAACCUGUCAGUUUGCCUGUGAUCUGAGACCAAGACAGAGGUUCACCUUCCAGCAGGAAAAUGACCUGAAGCAUUCUGGCCUAGUCAAAGUCUGGGGUUAGACUUGAAGAUUGCUGUUCACAAGUGAAAACCAUCCAGAAUGAAGGAGCCGGAGCAGCUCGGCCUUGAGGAUGGGCAGGAAUCCCAGUGGGAAGAUGUGGAGAGCUCCUAGAGACUGAUCCAAAGCCACCUGCAGCUGGAACUGCUGCAAGGUGGUUCUACAAGGUUCUGACUUUAUGGGGGUGAACAGUUAUACAGGCAGAAUGUUUCUGUUAGUUUGUCCUGUUUGCUGUUGGGAUGUUCAGUAACUGAAAUGGUGACGCCUCUCAAACAACCCAUUUUAAUUCCAGGAUGUGACAAAAAGAUCCAAGGGGUUGAAUACUUUUUCAAGGUACUGUAGCUCAGAUGUGGUUUGUUAUAUGUGAUGAGAUGAGCCUUCAGUUUGAUUAUGAAGGUGGUUCACCAAACAAGCUUCUUGUGUUUUCUGCUCUGAAUGAUUUUUUUUCUAUUUGAAAAAUGUUUCCUUUAUUUCAGAUAAAUAAAUAUUUUCUUUCUGAGA
Messenger RNA from Girardinichthys multiradiatus, 3415 nucleotides. It is a transcript of the gene card9, whose product is annotated as caspase recruitment domain family, member 9. Gene Ontology annotation, biological process: positive regulation of canonical NF-kappaB signal transduction; regulation of apoptotic process. NCBI's taxonomy places the organism in Eukaryota, Metazoa, Chordata, Actinopteri, Cyprinodontiformes, Goodeidae. The transcript has 14 exons. Bases 159 to 1805 code for a protein of 548 amino acids. The record is from RefSeq and is a predicted model, not a curated record.